AUGUCAUCCAACGUUGGCCUAUCCACUCCCCGUGGGUCGGGGACCUCAGGCUAUGUUCAGCGAAAUCUCUCCCUCCUGAAACCCCGGGACGCAGGUGUAGGUGCACCCUACAGCCUCGAGGCCGCCCGUGGCCCCAAGGCUCGCAAACCGGAUCAGGAGAUUCUGAACCACGACAGGCUGCGGGAUAUCGAGGUCAAAGUCCUCGAACUGCGAGAGAAGCUGGAAGAUGAUGAAGUUGACGAAGACAAGAUUGACGAAGAAUGCGACAAGUUGCGCCAAAAGUUGACAGCAGAGAUGGAGCGUAACAAGGUCGGCAAUCGUUCAGGCGGUCGGAGAGUGGAUGGUAAAGGCCUCAAAAGCUAUCAAGUACACGAAUUGGCCGAAGCGAAAGAACGAGAGAGCGAAAGGCUACGAAGAGCUUUAGGGUUGAAGGCUGGCGAAAUCGCAGAAGACGGUGAGCAUCCGAUGGCCAGACAGGAAAAGAGACGCCGAGAAAGGGAAGAACAGCUGGAGAAACAACAAGGCGAGCCUGAAGACUAG
This is a messenger RNA of Exophiala spinifera, 540 nucleotides long. RefSeq lists its product as uncharacterized. The transcript has a single exon. The coding region runs from base 1 to 540 and encodes 179 amino acids. The record is from RefSeq and is a predicted model, not a curated record. Lineage: Eukaryota; Fungi; Ascomycota; Eurotiomycetes; Chaetothyriales; Herpotrichiellaceae.